AUGGCGACUCCCUACGGACCAGCAGAGAAUAGCGCUAUCCUCAAUACCGGCCCAUCCCGUACCCUUCUGCAGCAGCUUCUCGAGGAGAUCAGCGGAGCGUCGCCUACUCCAACAGUGCGCAACGGAAGCACGUCGCAAGCCCCAGGAAGCACCCAGUCCUGGACUGCUUCCCAGAAUCAUUCGCCUUCUGCCUGGGCCAGUGGUUCCUGCAUCGCUCAAGAUGCCCGUGACAAGCUUCGUGCGGCCGAUGAAGCACAUCAGCGAAGGUCAGUUCAUGAGACCGCCGACAACGCUCCUAAUCUGCAGACGACCAUGCUACACUUGGAUGCGUUAGCGCUGCAGACCCAAAAUGCAACAUCUGAUGAGUACGGGAACAGGCCAGUCUUCACUGCGAGCCUGACUCCAGACCCAGUCAGACACCCCCACGAUUACACGCAGUGCAUGACGAAGGGCAAUUCAUCGUCUACCAUCCUUGGGCUAUCGCCAGCCUCGCAAGGGCACCCCAACACGCCUUUCCAGCCACAUGAGCCUCUGUUUAGCAGCCCAUCCCGGCCUCUGUCACCGCUCAUAUUCAGUGACGUUGACUUCGAAUCAUCGUCACUGUCGCCUCAGACCGAGACUACUAUAUCUCCAACCGAAGCGCCCAUUUCAGGUGCGACUGUUCACACUGCUGAAGAAUCAUGGGCGCUCAUCGACAGACAAAACAUGAAUUCAAGCAAACGGAUCCACUUUUCUGACGAUAGCACUCCCGAGGCGUCACCCAAGAAGAAGCGGACCAUGACUCUACCUGAGAUUCGUAGCGAAGCAUUCUCCAAGAUGGCAAUCAAUGCUCCGCACUUCUUCGUCGAUCUGGGCAGAGACGAUCGGUGCGUUCUUCGAGACGAGACUUUUACCGAGCGUCUCCCUACGCCAAGAAUGUCCUUCGGCAUUGCCACGACUGAUGCGUUGCCUGAGCUUUCUUCCUUCAGACCUACUGCUGCAAAUCCGCAAGGGCAACCCGUGCGGACUCCUCCCUCACAAAAGAUGACACAUACGUCCACCAGCCUGACCAGGUCGCCAAGUCCUACAGCACCUGAAACGCCCGCCUGGAUGCGACCAAUGCAUUUAGUUGAUACAGGUGGCAAAUCUAUAUACCUGAACGUACAUGACGAUGGGCCAAUUCGUCAUGCAUUGUGUCUUUAUUGCUUCAGGACUCAUGGCAGCUUCCGCAAAGUGCACAAGUACGGCUACGAGACGUGCGGACGCACCGAAGUGCUUGACAGUCACUAUUGGGAGUCUGAUACAUGGCCGGUGGAAUCAUCUGAUGACUCGACUUCUUCAGAUUGUUGA
This is a messenger RNA of Ascochyta rabiei, 1329 nucleotides long. RefSeq lists its product as uncharacterized. The transcript is spliced from 2 exons. Bases 1 to 1329 code for a protein of 442 amino acids. The record is from RefSeq and is a predicted model, not a curated record. NCBI's taxonomy places the organism in Eukaryota, Fungi, Ascomycota, Dothideomycetes, Pleosporales, Didymellaceae.